Molecule: messenger RNA, 1029 nt
Organism: Pantherophis guttatus
Lineage: Eukaryota; Metazoa; Chordata; Lepidosauria; Squamata; Colubridae
Source: RefSeq, a predicted model, not a curated record
AUGGAUGACGACUCCCACUUCAAAUCAGGAAUUCCUCAGGAUGACGAAACUAUACGAUCAAACCCUGAACCGUUAAGUUUUGGUAAUCAUUUAGGUAUUAAAUUUUUUCAACAUUCAUUUCGUGGCGCCUAUAACAAUGUUUCUACUUCUCCAUAUGAUGUACGAUUGGAUAAUCUAACACGAAAUCUUAUCAAUGGAUUCAUUGCCAUUAUCUGUGUUUUGGGCCUGAUUGGAAAUGGAAGGACAAUUUAUAUUCUGACUAAAUCCAUUAAGAGGAAUUCUUUCACCACUUUCAUCCUGAAUCUCUCCAUUGCUGAUUUUGGCGUCCUCACAUUCCUCAUUAUUGCAGCUAUAUUUGUAGUGGUGUCACUUCUUGGUCACGGAACUCACCUUGUCAAAACCAUUCAAUUCUUGGUUUUUGAGCUCUUGUUCUUCACUUAUUCUGCUAGCCAGUUUCUGCUGACGGCCAUCAGCCUGGACAGAUGUGCAGCUGCUCUCUUCCCACUAUGGCAUCGCUGCCAUCGUCCUCCAUAUUUCUCCAAACUCGUUUGCAUCAUCAUCUGGAUCCUCUCCUUCCUGCUCUCUAUGGUGCACUUCAUUCUCUACCAGAUCAGCAGCUCGCCUUUGCUUUUCCAGCUUAUUGUGAAUGGUUUACUUUGUACACCCGUUAUGAUUGUCUCUACUGUGACCCUUUUGAUUCAUAUGAGGUCUAAAUUGCAACACAAUCAAAGGAAGCUGCUCACCGCCACCUUGCUAGCUCUCCUUUGCUUCCUCCUCCUUUCUCUCCCAAUAAACGCCUUUUAUGUCGUUGAAUAUUUGGAUCCACCUCGUAACAUUCUCAUGACCAUUGGAUUCGGAUGUGCCUCUCUCAACAGCAGCAUCAACCCUCUUCUUUAUUUCUUAGUUGGGAGGAAGAAGAGGGAAAGGGAGCAGCCCAGAACCUCUUUCAAGGUUGCUCUGCAAAGAGUUUUCAAGGAUGAGCAGGACAGGGAAGUAGACCAGGAAAGUCUGAAGGAAGACAAGGUGUGA